GGGCAAUUGCUGAUAAGAUUCAAAAAGUCAUUUUUAUAACUUUUGGAAAAAAAAGUCUUUCGAAGAUUACUACAAAAUCUUUGGCAGAUAUUGUAAAAAACUGGAAAGAAUCAUAUAAAAUAAGAAAAGCAUAUCAAGAAUUUAAUGAUAACCAAUUCAGUUCUCAAAUUAAAGACGAAUAUAUUCAUCAUUAUGUAAAAAAAAUACUAAAGAAAAUGAAUGCUGAAGAAAAAAUUAAAUUCUUGAUAAAAGAAUUUGAAGUAAAAGCGGAAGAGGAGGAAGAAGAAGGGAAAGAAAGAGGUAAAAGACAGAAAGAGAAAAAAGGGAAAGAAGAAAAGGAGAAGGAAGAAAAGAAGAAGGGGAAAGAGAAGAAGUUGUUGCGAAAG
This is a messenger RNA of Dentiscutata erythropus, 386 nucleotides long. NCBI's taxonomy places the organism in Eukaryota, Fungi, Glomeromycota, Glomeromycetes, Diversisporales, Gigasporaceae. The record is from the annotation of a GenBank genome assembly.